Lycium ferocissimum is the source of this 945-nucleotide messenger RNA. Its product is annotated as peroxidase 11. Gene Ontology annotation, biological process: hydrogen peroxide catabolic process; response to oxidative stress. NCBI's taxonomy places the organism in Eukaryota, Viridiplantae, Streptophyta, Magnoliopsida, Solanales, Solanaceae. Gene Ontology annotation, molecular function: peroxidase activity; heme binding. The record is from RefSeq and is a predicted model, not a curated record.
AUGCUUUUUCCUUUGAUAUGCCGGGAGAAUCUUCCAUUAACCCUAGAUUAUUACAAGUCUACUUGCCCCACCGUAUUUGACGUCAUCAAGAAAGAAAUGGAAUGCAUAGUGAAGGAAGAUCCUAGAAAUGCCGCCAUAAUUAUUCGUUUACACUUCCACGACUGCUUUGUCCAAGUACAUAUACACACCUUACUUGUUACGCAAGAAACCUCCCACUCCGGGGAGAAGAAAGCCUCUCCCAACAUAAAUUCAUUGAAAGGAUACCAACUUGUAGACAGAAUCAAGAACAUAAUCGAAUCAGAAUGUCCUGGAUCGCUUUCCUGCGCUGAUCUUCUCACUAUUUCUGCUAGAGAUGCUACAAUCCUGGUUGGUGGGCCUUACUGGGACGUUCCUGUCGGGAGAAAAGAUUCAAAAACCGCGGUUAUAGUCGCGACAACCAACCUUCCAACUCCUGACGAGGGUUUAGUCAGCAUCAUCUCUAAAUUCUACUACCAGGGUCUCUCUGUUGAAGACAUGGUCGCUACCGUAGGAGCUCACACGAUCGGGAAGGCACAAUGCAGGAACUUCCGUUCACGGAUCUACGGUGAUUUUCGGCGACGUCAGGAAUCCUGGGUCGGAGACGUACGGCGAGCCCGGGAGUUGUGUCCGGAGAGCAGCGGAGAAGGUGACAGCAACGUGACGGCGAUUGACAAUGUGACGCCGAAUCUCUUCGACAACUCGAUCUACCACACGCUGCUGAGAGGAGAAGUGCUGAACUCGGACCAGGAGAUGUACACGAGCAUGUUCGGUAUACAGACGCGGCGGAUAGUGAGCAAGUACGCGGAGGAUACGGUUGCUUUCUUCGAGCAGUUCUCUAAGUCGAUGGUGAAGAUGGGGAACAUUUUGAACUCUAAGAGCUUGGUCGAUGGUGAAGUACGAAGAAACUGCAGAUUCGUUAAUACAUGA